This is a messenger RNA of Vespa velutina, 5823 nucleotides long. RefSeq lists its product as uncharacterized. The transcript is spliced from 18 exons. NCBI's taxonomy places the organism in Eukaryota, Metazoa, Arthropoda, Insecta, Hymenoptera, Vespidae. Gene Ontology annotation, molecular function: heparin binding. The record is from RefSeq and is a predicted model, not a curated record. Gene Ontology annotation, cellular component: cell surface. Bases 271 to 5823 code for a protein of 1850 amino acids.
GAUAAAGAAAAAACAAACAAAUAAAAGUAAGAAAGUAUGUAGGUUAUAAUUUGAUUUCUAUACAUUAUCAAAUAUCAUUGAAAUAACUUCUAUGCUUUUUUUUGCACACAAACAUAUUUGCUUGUAUACUAUAUCUAUUGACACAAAUAAGGAAAUAAAUUAGAGAAUUCUGUAUCUUUCUUAAUAUCAUAGAAAUUCAGUCAGUCAUAAACGCGUUACGAGAGAUCAUAAAAUGUAUCGAUAGGAUUAUUACAUUACUUUCUUAUUACUAUGGGAACAUUGAAUUACUUUUUCUUCGCGAUUCUCUUUGGAUCGAUCGUUCAACGAGGAAUAUGUUCGAGCAUAAACUUGAAUGAUUAUUUGAAUGAAAAAUUAAGAGAGGUCAAAGUUAAUGUAGCUAAAAAUCAUAUCGAAGGGUCCCAAACAGUUUUUGUUAACAAUUACAAUGUGAGUUGGUUAAAAUCGUGGGAUAUGACAUGGGAUACGAAUCCACCAUUAAUAAUAAAUACAUUUAAUCAAAUAUUUUUCGCCUAUACUAAUGGAAGUAUGGACAUUUUUAUGGACGUUUCUACUUCGAGCAAGGCUUUCAAACUUAAAGAAAAAAGUUCUAUCGGCCAGGGUUAUUUUAUCAAGUUUGUUAAAACAAUUAAGUGGAAAGCGACUCUUUAUCUUUUUCUUUGUUACGACAUCAGUUGGUGCACUCUAUACACAGGAAAUAACAUUAGAAAUUUAAUUUAUAGACAACAUAUUAGAUAUUUAAAAUUAAUGGAUGCUCAUUUCUUUACCAAAGCUAAUCAGCUUUAUUUAAUAUUAGUCGAUGAUAUAAGCGUUGUUUAUCAUUGGGCUGGUACUUACAUGGAUAUCUACACUAACGUAAUAACCAAUUAUGCUCUAUCGGUCACUACGUUUAAAUAUAAACAAUCGAUCAUUAUAAUAUUUGUUCAAAAUUCUAUGUUCAAUUCAAUGGUCACUUCUACCGUUUACGAAUUCAAAGAAAAUGCUAUCGAUAUAAUACAAUUUUUGCCUACGAACAAACCGAUGUCUGUUCAUCAUUAUUCUUGCAAUAAUUAUCAUUUUGUUUUAAUAACCAAUAAAGUGCAAGUAAGCAGUGUAUAUUUCUGGGAUGGUACGGAAUUAUUAAAAUGGAUCGAUAUUCCUGAGAUUAAAACAUUUUAUUCAAUACAAACAGUAUAUUUAAAAGAUGGCACAUAUUUUAUUGUUGCUUAUAAUGACGUUGUGGAAUUAUUUAAAUUAUUAAAUACGGCCAAUUAUGUGUCUCUAAGUGUUCGAAAAUUAAAUAGUAAAAAGAACAUAGUGGAUAUGCAAGCAUUAGUUCGCGAUGAAACUAUAACUUUAAUAUUAACCACAUUAAGCUACGAAGGUUUUUAUUUCAUCGAGAUUUGGGAUUUAAAUGUUAAAAAUGAAACCUAUCAUGGAAAUAGACAAAGAGUCACAGAUACAACAUCUGAAUAUUUAUCAGAAAUCGUUGGACUAUUGCAAAAUAGAUUGUCGAUCAUUAAAAAAUUUGAAUCUUUCAUCCUGCACUCUAAAUAUUCGCCAAAGAAUAAUUCCAAUCUUUUGGAUACACUCGAAUAUCCAAGUGUCAUUUUAAAAUCGGGUGUAGUAGAAAAAAUCAAUUUAUUUGUCGAAGAGGAAGUAUUAACGCCAUCUGAAUUUCGAAAGAAUUUAGAUGAUCUUGAAUCAAAGAUCGAAAGUUUGUCAAAAAGAUCAUUAAAUAUUUUACGAUCAAACAUUAAGAAUAAUUUAUACGGUACGAUCAAUAUAACUGGUGAUGCAUUUUUCGAAGAAAUGGUGAUCGAUACGAUAUCCAUCGAUAAAUUAAAUAACGUUAGUUAUCGAUCUAACAAUUUCAUAUCUUUAAAAGAUGAUCAACAAUUUGAAUCGCCUCUAUAUGUUGAAAAUAUCACCGUUCAUGAUCUCAAAGUGAAUUCCCUUUGCGGAAUUCCACAUCAGUAUUGGGCAACGGUAGAAAACAAAGACGAAAAGAUAUUAGUAAGUAAGAAUGAUACCACUAGAAAAUUAUAUGAUAAUAGGAUAUUCGUUUAUUCGAAUAUUUCUAUACCUAAUUUGAAAGUAAAGAAGAUCAAUGAUAUUGAUAUGGAGCAAUUGACGGAUCAACUAUUCGUUAUAGGUGGCAAUCAAACGAUUACAGGCAACAUCACAUACGAACGUUUAGAGGUGAAAAAUCUUAAAACAAAGAUGUACAAUGGAGUACCAUCUACGUUGCUGAUGACAAAUGCGUUCGAUCAAAAUUUUCAGGAAUUAUUUAUAAAAACGCUCGAAGUUGAUUCGCUUCAUGUAGAAUACAUUAAUGAUAUUCCCAUAUCUGAAUUUGCUAUGAAAUCACGUGAAAAUGUUAUCAAUGGUGAAGUGAUAUUAGAUAAGAUGGAAGUAACAGAAAUGUUCAUUAUGGAUUCAGAUGCGAACAUGUCAAUUAUUUUGCCAUCUCAAAUCUAUGAUAACGUGAUAAUAUCUGGUGAUAUCGUAGUAAAGAGAUUUGAUUUUGAAGAAAAUGGAAAAUUAAUUAUGGAUAAUUUAGAAGUCAAACCAAGAGAGAUAUUCGAUAACAUGUGGACAAAAUCGACUAAUCAAACAAUCCGAAACGAUAUUUCACUCGAUUUCGGUGUAACUAUCGAUCGAUUGGAAACUAAAUAUUUAAAUGGUUUUACCGAGGAAGAAUUUUUAUAUACCACGGUCGAAAAGAUACCAUCUAUUUUCACAAAUCUUCAUUUUAAAAAUCUACAUAUCAACGAUGUCUAUCACGUGAACGAGAAAAAAUUAAAUAGCUUUGACGUUCAUCAAGAUCAUAUUAUAAUACGUGGUGAUUUACGUGUCGAAAAAUUAAAAUUACAUCAUUUGAUGAUCAAUAAUUAUAACGAUAUACCCGUCGACGUAAUUUUGAACAAUUCUGGAAAUCUGAAAUUAUUGGAGGACAUUAAUCUACCUGCAAUUUCAGUGGAACGUGCAAUUGUACGUGAAUUCAAUCUUGAUUUUCUCAAUGAUCGAGUAGUUUCUCCUUAUUUAAAAAUACCGAUAGAAGUAAACGAAACAGAAUCGAUCAGAACAGCGAAAUUUCGUGCUGAAGAAAUCACGAUUGAAAAUUUUAAUGGAAAAAAUAUCUCGUAUUUGAUCGAAUUGGAAAAUGCAACGAUCGCUGAUAUCAUAGAAGAAAUCAUUAUUGAUAAUGAUCUAGUAUUGAGUGAGGAAUUGGAAGUGAUUAGAAUUGCUAAUUAUUCGACUGAAAUGUAUUUGAAAAAAGUAGCAUCGCAAAAUAUAUCAUUGUCUACUGGAAUGAUGGAACAAUUAAUUGUGCAGAACAUAACGAUGGACUUUUUAGAGGGUUUCAGAGUUGAUACACUUCCUUCGGAUAUUUUUUCAAAGACAAGUUCGCAAAAGAUACCUAGUGGAUUUACGUUUUACACGAUUCGUGCAGAUAAUAUAGAUGCUAAUUAUGUUAAUGGAAUUAAUUCUUCGAAAUUGAUGUGGAUAGAUGAACCUCUUAUUUUUGAAGGAAAUGUAACAUUUAAUGAUCUCUUCGUUGAUAAUGAUAUUAGUGUAGGAAGCUUGAAUGGUUAUGACAUUCAACAGUUAUACCAAAGCCCCAUUUAUUUAAAUUCUACAAACAUAUAUAAUUUGAACGUGAAUGGACAUAUUUCAUGGGAAAAUUCUAAUCAUUCCACCGAAUCGUUAUCACAUUUAUUCGAGAAAGCACUUAGGAAAGAUAUACCGCAAGAAAUUGUGGGUAAUGUAACUUUCACAAACAAUUUGCGUACUUCGUUCUUCACAGGAGACAUUGAAGGUAUAGACGAUAUUAAAAAUAUCGUAGAAGAUACUGUAUUUAAAAAUUCGAAGGAAAUUGUUUUGAGCGGACAAAAAAUUUUCCAAAAUAAUUUAACGAUAAAUACUUUGAAGACACAAGACUUGAUCGAUAUAGUAAUGAUUAAUGGAAUAAAUAUUAUUGAAUUAAAUGCCUCGGUUGUUAAUAAAUAUGAAGAAGAUAUUAUAAUAGGACCGAUCUAUUUUUUAAACGAAGUCAAAAUCAAUAAUCUCGUUUUAAACGAUACUCUUCACGAUACAUCGAUUACCGAUUUGGUCUUUUCUGAUCAAACGUUACCAAAUAAUACAUAUAUUAAAAAUCUCGUUGUUAUGGGAGAUAUUUUUGUGGAGACAAUCGAUGACGUUGAUUUUAAUGAAUUCGUAAAGAAUCGUGUAACACUUAGCAAAGAUCAUGUUAUAUCUUCUGAUAUACAAUUUCAAGGUCGAGUUGAAGUAACAGGAAAUGCUAUGGUAAAGAAGAUCAAUGAUAUUGAUACAUCUGAUCUAGUUAUAAAUUCAUUACAAACAACCCAAAUUAUUUCUGGUAAAAAAACUUAUGUAAACGAUGUAAAAGUGAACGCUAAUGUCGAGGUUCCAUUGAUAAAUGGUAUUAAUGUAAACGAUGAAUUUUCUAACAGUGUCUUGAACGACGAAAACGUGAUAAUCACCGGAAAUCUCACGUUUCAAUCACAUUUGGAUAUACAAAAGAACAUAAUCGUUUCUGAUACAGUAAAUGGUGUAAAGAUAAAUGAUUUACUUGAUGAUUUGGAUCAUUUACAAAAUCAUAAUAUAUCUGCUUUGAAAAAAAAUAAAAUGUUUAUAGAAAAUGCUAUUUUACAAGAAACUUCUGUUAUAAAAUCUUUACCAAGUGUUUUUGCAUAUUUGGAAAAAGAAGAUCGUUUAAAGAUCGAAGUACCAAGCGUUAAAAAAAUCGAUGUAAUUAUGUUUGGCUCAAUUCUAAAAUUGAAUAUGUAUGGCGAACAAAAUGGUAGCUUUUGUGGAUUACCAGAGAAUUGUUCAUGUCGAUUGCAAUACGUUGCUGAAUUAACGAAAAAUGAUUGUCGUGUUUGGCAAUGGAACAAUAUUUCUAUUGUAAAACAUUUUCAUGAACCAAAUAAUCUUUUUGGUAUAGAUAUUAUGACGAGUAGUGUUUCCUACAAUGCUCAAUGCACUCGAAAUGAAACGGAUUUAGAAUUUACUAUGAUUUCAUGGAUGACCAAUGAAAAAUUUGGAACAGCCAAUCUUAUCAAGCAAAGAUAUUCGGAUAUUGAAAUCAAGGGUUUCCUUAAAGAUUCGAAAACUUUCACUCACGAUGAUCAAGUAUAUAUAACUUUGGCGAUAUAUUACGAUCCUACAACGAAGACACACGAUACUAAUUCAUUUAUUUACAAAUUAAAUUUAAAAAAUGAGAGUCUAACUUUGCAUCAAGAGAUUCGUACGAACGGUGCAUCGGCUCUUGAAGUUUUACAAAUAAAUAAUAACGUAUAUAUUGUUAUAGCUUGCGAUGGAAAUACGAAGAUGGGUUCAUUAAUUUAUAAAUUAGAUUCUAUUACUUCUAUGUUCGUUUUGUUAAGAAGAUUUCCAGGAAAAAGUAAUUGUGUAAAGAGUUUAUCGAACGAUGAUAAUUAUUUCAUUAUGAUUAAUGAUCUCGAUAUGAACGCUUUAAAUAUUUAUUAUUACGAUAAUAAAUUUGAUAAUUUUUAUCAUUAUCAAAGUUUCUUCUAUGAUUCGUCUAUCAAUGAGAUUCAGAGUUUCUAUAUUGGCGAGAUUGGAAAUAGUGAUAGUUAUGUUAUAAUAACUACAGAAGAUGGGCAAUUUUAUGUUUAUGAAUAUAUGUUUGUCGGGAAAUUCCAAAGAAAGAUUGUACAUAAAAUAGAUGGUUUACAAACAGUAAUUCCAUUCCAUUACGAUCAGUAUCAUUAUCUUCUUUUUGGAACAAAAACAAAUACUACGAUAAUGCGUAUUGUGCAACAGGGUUUACAUUGA